AUGUCGGUCGGCCAAGCCGUGACUGUGGUACUUGUCGAAAACGGCGCUUGCGACCUGGCACGUCCAGCCUGUGGGCAGUGUCUGCGAAAGGGCCUGCAAUGUCCCGGGUAUCGCGAUGAGGCGACUACUCGCUUUCGAAUAGAGAAUGCAUCUUCCCUUAUGACUUCUCUGAGCAGGAGAAAGCAUAAAAGAAAGACUGGUGGCCAUGGAGUAUCAAAUACCAUCAACAAAGAUCAAAACCAGAGCACAAUAGGUUACUAUGUUGCUAAUGGAUACCAAAUGGGAGCUUCAAGUAUCUCUAUACCGCAUCCAUUAUCAGAAUCCUGGGAUGUUCACUUCCUCCCUCUCUUUCUGGCAGGUGUAGGUCCUGCAAAUUAUAUAUCCAGAGAUAUAUACGGCGUCAUCCCCCGUCUGGUUGCUCAAGCAAACCCUACAUCUGCUCUUUAUCAUGCAUGUAAUGCUGUAGCAGGCAGUUUUCUGGCUCGUAAAACAAGAUCAAUCAGUGCUGUCCCAAACCAUGCCCGAGCAUAUGGAACGGCGCUUGCCAAGAUACGAACUGCUUUACACCAUCCUCACGAUGUCAAAAGCGACAACACUUUGUUGGCCAUCUGGAUUUUGGGCCUGUAUGAGUUUAUUCAAAAUAGACAAGAUAACAUCUGUUCUUCUGCCUGGCUAUCUCACAUUAGAGUCACUAGGCAUCUAAUCGGGUUGAGAGGUCCCGAGCAAUUCUCGCGGCAGGAUGCGAGGGACUUGUUCCUCGCUAUAUUAAGCAACACGGAGAUUCAAGCAUACAUGCUCGGCAAAGAAUGGGAAGAAGCACCCAUAUGGUUUAAGCACUUUCAUAAGUACUGUGACGCAUCAGAGUAUCCUAGUUUUCAAACAUGUGACUUCUGCCACCAGUGCAGCCGACUCUGUGGCCGUAUUCAAUCCCUCCUGAAAAGGGGCCAGCCGGAUGAGAUUCUGGCCAAUGUACCAUCUAUUCUGCGAGACGUUGAGGCUGUAGAAAACAACAUGCCUCGAUUGUCUAAUCUACAAACAGUCAUUAACUCUCAGCUCGUAUCUUAUCACGGCCGAUAUUGCGGCGGCGCACUGAUUCUACAGAUUGUUUUUCGAAUGAGAGUAUCAUAUCACCUGCUAGCAUUCCUCCAGCGUGUGUCACAUUUGUCAUUGUAUUUAGGGAACCAAAAAGAUAUAUACAAAGAUAUUCAGACUCGCUGCAUUCAAGAAAUGCAUGCCCUCGCGGAACGAAUCUUACGUCUCUAUUCUGAUCGGGUUGCCCCGCCGCUUGCUCAUGAAAACGGAACAAAUCUUGACCACCUUACAAAGUCUUCCGCUACAGAGAGAGCAGGUCAAACCGAAAAGUUUCAAACAGUAAGAUUUGCGAUAGACUUUGACAAUCUUGCAGACGGAAACUCCACUCUACUUGUCAGCUAUCACCAUUCCGGCAUCGACGUUACUCGGCUCACAUUCGAUUGUUUAUAA
This is a messenger RNA of Talaromyces rugulosus, 1482 nucleotides long. RefSeq lists its product as uncharacterized. Bases 1 to 1482 code for a protein of 493 amino acids. The transcript has 4 exons. The record is from RefSeq and is a predicted model, not a curated record. NCBI's taxonomy places the organism in Eukaryota, Fungi, Ascomycota, Eurotiomycetes, Eurotiales, Trichocomaceae.